Archocentrus centrarchus (flier cichlid) is the source of this 2004-nucleotide messenger RNA. It is a transcript of the gene mcrip2, whose product is annotated as MAPK regulated corepressor interacting protein 2. NCBI's taxonomy places the organism in Eukaryota, Metazoa, Chordata, Actinopteri, Cichliformes, Cichlidae. The coding region runs from base 522 to 953 and encodes 143 amino acids. The record is from RefSeq and is a predicted model, not a curated record. The transcript is spliced from 5 exons.
UGGCUUGACUCUAGCCCAGCAUGUUCGCUUUCAGUCCCGAAGAGAAUAAAGUGUGCAGUACCCUUGUAACCUGUCAGAAAUUGGUGGAGGUACAGUCGGUCCUGGGGUACCAGCAGAGCGGAGAGGGUAAGAGUGUCACAAUCCAGGGACGUCAGAAAGCGUGCACCCGCCUCCCAUUAAUAAUCCCCGGCAUGUGGAAUCGCGUUCUCCUUGAAUGACCUACACACAACCUCUUACACGAGUACUGAACGUCGCUUCAUCACAGUUGGAUCACCUGCUGGGGAGGAGCUGGGUACACAGCGGGCAACAAGUCGAAGCGAGCCUCUGGCGGGCCUCUGGCCGACUGUGGAGCAGCUGACCCGGACAACAAACUGAGACACGUUGCGACUCCCCCCCCCACCUCGUGGCAGCCAAGAAGGACUGGAUAAAGCCUAGAAGUUUCAGAGUCAAUCUUCAAUGUUUGAGCCCAGUAAUUAAGAAGAAGGGGCACUGCAAAAUUUCUCGAGGGUACAGGCGUUCACAUGAUGUACACAAUCACCAGAGGUCCCAGCAAACUCGUUACACAACGGAGGACAGGUAACACACAACAGAUCGAGAGCAAGUUCGGCGACUUGAAACUCAAGCCGACGUCCUGGCUCACGUCAAACGCUCCACCUCCAAAGAUUGUGUUCAAUCGUCUCAACGGGAAACGCUACCACAGUGCAGCCGCGCAGAAGACCGAGAGCCCAGCGGAGGGAUUCACUCCUGCACAUGAGGAGAAUGUCAGAUUUGUAUAUGAAGUAUGGCAGGAGGUGGAGCAGAAGCUGGAGGACAGAGGGGAGGUGGCUGACAGCCCAGGGCCCGUUCAGUACUCUGAGAAGACCCCGAGUACUGCGAUGAAGAACUUCGUGCCCAUCGACCUGGAAGAGUGGUGGGCUCAGCGCUUCCUUGCCAACAUUGCCAACCUGUCAUGACUGGGGCGAGGCUUCGAGCUGGGACAAGAAGCACCGCGCUGAUGCAUCCAGAAGUUGCCAUAUUUGAUCAUCGCCGCACGGGCGGAAAGGAGGCGAGCCCGUCUCCAGGAUCUGCACCGUUGUCUCUAAUUUGGAAUGUGAUUUGACGCCUCGUGCUUCACACUGCUGUAGAGAAACCUGAGUGCACAACGAUGCAAACACAGUGACCUGACUGAACUCUUGACAGCACUGACUUGUGUUGUGCUGCUCUAAAGGGUCCCUCUCUCUCUCUCUCUCUCUCUUUCUCUCUCUCUACUUGAAUGAUGUAUCAGAAGCUGUGAGAUUUUCUUGUUCCACACCCUGCUUCCUUUCUCAAGUGUGCUCAGCUCUGUGAGCGUCUUGGUCGAUCUUUGGAUGUAAAGCUACCGAAGAGCAAAAAAAAAAUGUAAAAAAAAAAUUUUUUUUUCAAAAAAUUCUGUGAGAUGGCAUUUCUUUGCAGUUAAUUGGGUCUUAGUUUGUUGUUGUAUUGCAAUAACACAUCUGACUGUUGGGCUGAAAAUUAACUUCUGUUUCACUGGGCUGACUUUUUAUACAUCAUCUUCACUGUACUCAUUUUUAAAUCAAAAGCCCUUUUCAGACAUAACAUUACUGGCUUAAUCUGUUAAAGUGACACAUUUGUCAUUCAGACAUAUGUGACAGCAAUGGAAAGAGACACCGUACUUGCAUAAUUGUUGUCAAACUUGCAAAAAUCUGUAGUUGGGGCGAUGCACAUAAUCAAUAUCAACUCUAGUGAACUGCAACUUUUAAAUGUUAGUGACAACGGAGAGCACGAAGACCAGGGUGUAUAUGACAUGCUGCUGAGAGCUGUUCAGGAUCUUCUCUUGUGAGCGGAUGUGUAAAUGCUGCUCUGUCUUAAGAUUGCUGUCAUGACUUUUAUGGAAAGUGUGACCCGGAUGUUCAUUUGGACACCUUGUAAGAUGUAAUGGGAAGGAGUGCAUGUCUGAAAGGGGCUUAAGCAGCCAUUUGUAAACCCCACACCACAGCCAUCAUUCAUCUGAUUUAUUUUCUUAAU